This is a messenger RNA of Acanthochromis polyacanthus (spiny chromis), 3926 nucleotides long. Its product is annotated as specifically androgen-regulated gene protein-like. NCBI's taxonomy places the organism in Eukaryota, Metazoa, Chordata, Actinopteri, Pomacentridae. The transcript is spliced from 3 exons. The record is from RefSeq and is a predicted model, not a curated record. The coding region runs from base 68 to 1867 and encodes 599 amino acids.
GUGAGCUUUACACAGUCAAAAGAGGACCGUGACGCGCAGGUCCUGCCCUCAUUCUCUUCCUUGUGCAAUGCUGGAGAGUGAGACGUGGUCAGGCGGCGUUGCCAUGGAAUCCUUGAGCAAUAUGGAUAGUGCAGGGAGCUGCGACAGUGUAAUCAGCACAAACUCUGGCUAUAGUGAAGACAGUAUGGAGCACCUGUCUGCUGAGGAGAGAGCAUGUCUCAUGUACCUGGAGGAAACCAUUGAAGCACUGGAGGUACAGGAGGACAGCGGCUUGUCCAAUGAUGAACCAGAGCUUGGGCCACAGGCAGAAAAAACAGAUCACUUGAGAGUCAAUGACAUUUCCAGUUUGACCUCUGGUGGGUCUGCAAGUCGUGGAAUGUCUGCAGCACCUUCCCACUUAGCAGCAGAAUCUGCAUCCACAGCACUAACCAUCGAAGGCAAAACUGAGCAUCAUGCUCAGAAUCCAACUGCUGCGCCACAAUCAACCCCUGCUUCAGCAGAUCUUGAAUCGAGGGACCUUGUGGCUCAACCCAGUCUUCCUGCUUCCUCAUUACAUACACAACCUGAGGUGUUGGGUUUAGCCCCAGAUGGAGAUGGUAAUCCUCGGGACACAGGACAGUCUGCUCCAGCCUCUGACAUUGACAUGGGUGUAAUCCCUCCUCCCUCAGACUUCAUGGAUGAGCCAGAAUCUCCUUCCCAUCCCGUGAAGGUUGAGGACCUCCUUAAAUCUGCAGGAAUGUCCAGCAGCAAACCAGGAGCAACUGUUGACCUGGAGCAGAGCCUCUGCAAUAAACCUUCAAUGAGCUCCUCUGUGACCGAGCAGCCUCCAAGCAAACCUCCACCAGAACUGCCUCCCAAUCUGAGUUUACCAGUUGUUCCCUCUGGACCCCUGAUAAGUCCUCCUCCUGAGGCUGUUGAGCCCAGAAGUCCACCUGCUGUAGCUCCUAAGCCCAAGAAACUCCCUCCCAACAUUGUUCUGAAGUCCCAUAAGGUAGCAGCAACUGGCUCAAAUGGAAACUCAGGACAUUCAGUGCCCACCAGCAGCGACCGGCUGGUGUUGGACCCUCAGAGGGUCCGCAUGGAGGCCCUCCGGAAGCUUGGUCUGCUGAAAAGCAGCGAGUCAGAUUCCGGUCCGGCCUUAAGCCCUAAACUCUCUCCCAAAACCAGAAGGUCAUGGGCAGCUCCUUCUCCUCCCGUCAGCCCAGCAACUUCACAAACACCACCCUUCACACCAUCUUGCCUGAAUGUCCACAGUCCAUCUACUGCUUCUGUCCCUCUUCCAUCGGUCUCUCCUGCCGCUGUGUUACCAUCAGCUGCUUCCACAGCUCCUUCUGUUCAGCCUCCUGAUAUUCUUCCAGCUCCUGCCGCUUUCAGUGACCCCAUCAGUCCUCUGCCUUCAGAUAAUGAACUGUCUGCUAUCAAAGAUGUCACAGAAGCCACUGUUAAUACCCCUCCUCCUACCCCGCCUGCCCUGGUCAAGCAGCUAACCCCACCCAGGGUCACUGGUAUCAAAUCAGCCACCCUUGAGCGCUCUGGGUUGAGUCGAAGCAGUUAUAAGGCUGAGGCAGGCCAGGCUGUCAGCGGACAGCAGAACCCCAGCCAUCUGCGUAACACUCGGCCCCGUCCUGCUUCUCUGGGGAGUGGGAGAGAGUUUUCAAAUGCUCAAGGAGGUUUUCAGGCAGACCACAUCACCAGCAAAGAGCCAGACUCCUGGAUGUCCCUGCCUGCUCCAACUGCCCUCCAGCAUUCCAGAGACUCUCAGAAACUGCCUCGAUCACAAGGCAUAAGUGUGCUGAUUAGGCCUCGUGCAGAAGACGGAGAGGACCGCCGUGAGGCCCUGAAGAAGCUGGGACUGCUCAGAGACUGAUCCACAUAAGAUGCCUUCAGAUAAUUCAAGGAACAUACCAGAGAUUUAUGCAUGAUUGAUGAAGACAUUACAGAACUUUCGGGAAGCAGCUCACCCGCAUAUUUAUGCAUUUUCAGUUUCACUGCAUUAGCUAUCGUGACAGCAUCACAUGGCUUGCCAUUACUUGUUACAUAUAUUGCACAGCCAUAUGUUGUAGUGUUUUUUUUCUUAUGAAAGUGGUAGCCAAGGACCUUUUGGAUAUACAUUCACUCUCAUUAUGCCGUGGUGUUUGUGAAUGCAGUUACUUUUAAGAGAAAGCGAAGAGCUGCUUGGUCAUUUCAGUGUGUCUUGUGAUCUUACAGUAUAAACCUUUUCUACGUGACUGUCUGCUUUCAUAAGUUGUUUUAUGGAUACCGUUGUGUGGCAGGGUCCCUCCGUAGUUCUCCUUUUUAUAUAAUUUCAAAUGUCACUGCUGGUAAUACUUUCACUUCCUACAUUCUGUUGGAUUUCUAGUCUGGCUUUAUUUUUGUUUUUCAGGAAGCUCUGACUAGUAUUCAAAGUUUUCCGUAUUUAUUAUGAAGUGCAUUGAAAAUAUUUCCUCAGCGCAGGUUGCAUCAGUUGCAAAAUGUACAAAGUAUGUCCUGUAUUGCUGCAACAUACUUGGCUGUAACUCAAAGCAGACAGUCAGUGGUCUGUUGGUGAAAAGAAUCUGAAACGUGUGGUCUGUGAAGCUGCACAAUGACACACUUGUCAAAACCCACAAGCUUGUAGCACAGCAGCUAAACCGGUGCUCAAAGAAAGUGCAUCAUUCCUUAAAUUUGUGUUUGUCAUCCAAUAAGUAUUUGGAAACAUUUCUCUCAGAUUGCAUUAGAUAAGAUUGACAAGCGUAGAUGAUGGAACAUCACAUCAUCAUCUGCUAUGUUAAGGUAUAUAAGUGCACUCUGUAGAAGCUGCAGUCUUUCCUUGCUUGUGUCAGGAUGUUGUCUUUUAAACUUUUCAUUCAAUUUUCAGGUUAAACUGAUUCACUGCUGUAAGUUGAGGACUUCUGAAUAACAUUUCAGCCGUAAAUAUUUACCAAAAGUGUUGUAUAAAGGCUGCAUAUUUAGAUUUUUUUUGAGAGAAGAUGCCAUUUAAUAGUUUAGCUUGACUAUUAAUGCAUAUCUGUUGCUUAUAUUUCCAUUUAUCAUACUAGUCACUAAUGUUACACAACGUAGCAAAAAUGAUGCUCUUUCUUUGACACCAAUAUGUUUUCUCUGAGCCUGCGAGUUACAAGCGUUACUGUUUUUUCACUUGUGUUUUUUGUUUCUUUGUUUGUCUUUAUUCAUAGAUUAUCCCUAUAGUGACCACAAGCCACGAAUUGUCUUUACACACAUUUGAAACGCAUCACAUUUGUUUUCCUUUGGUAUUUUGUGAAGCCCUCAUGUGUUCUGUCAAAUCACAAAUCGAGGCACCAGUUUUGUAGUUCAGCUUCUGCAUUUCUAUCUGAUGUGAUGGUGGGAGAACUGGUAAAACCUGUUUUUCCACUUCCCGUUUUAGCUCUUAUGGAACACCUUUGCAGUUCACGAUGGCUCGUUUUUGAAACACCCUUUUAUCACACCAGCAGGCUUUUAAAGAUAGAUAAUAGAUUUGCUCUUUCUUGUAAUGUGCUGCUAAGGUCACUGCUGCUGUAAAAAUUAAGCUCAACUUGAAAAAUAUUUCUCUGAAUCGGUUUAAACACCGGAGUGCUGAACUACAGGCUCAUUCUUCUGUUUUUGGUCUAGAACAUGACUUUCAAGACAAAGCUGAAACAUUCAAAAGUUGCCAGGGUUUGUGUGGCAGCUCAGCAUGGUGUUUCCAAACUGGUACCAGUGACUCAUCUUUAAAAAUGCAAUUAGAUGUAACACUAAGGUGUGCUGUCUGUGAACGACUGUGUCUGUGCCAAGUGCCACUUUGUGUCAUUGUUGUGAUUCUUGCAGCCCUACCCUGAAUACCAUUGUUUCCUAAGCAUUUAUACUGUCUUUAACACACCCAACAUAUUUUCUCAGUGUGAAUUUGUAGCCAAUAUCUCAUUUAGAUUGCCUAUAAACAGAAUAUUUUCAUA